Messenger RNA from Seminavis robusta, 255 nucleotides. NCBI's taxonomy places the organism in Eukaryota, Bacillariophyta, Bacillariophyceae, Naviculales, Naviculaceae. The record is from the annotation of a GenBank genome assembly.
AUGAAGACGGUGGUUCUCUUUACCUGUAUGGCAAACAAGCCUCGCGAUUGGCCAAGGAGAGUCAUUAGUAUUUUGGGUUUUGACGAUCGCCCUGAAAAACCAUGGAAAAGUCAUUGGAAGGAUGGUUAUACGUUUGAAGAGAUGGUAGCUGCCUUCAUAGAGGGAUCCAAGACCCUGCUUACCGAGGUGACUGGCUCCACCCCACGAGAACAAUUUGAGUACACAGUUAUGAUUCAUGAUUGGGGGUCCCAAUAG